AAUGGUCGUUGCAGGGUGGGACGCCUCGCUUGGCGUUCAUUCCUUAGUGAACAAAUUCACUUAGACAAUGAAGCAUCCACAUGUUUUCGUCCAAGGCUGAUUGGUUUAUCUUUGGCCAGCAGAUCUAAGCGACAAGUGACAUAAGUUUAGUGUUCUCAGGUGUACCCCGGGCCCGGUCCCAAGCCUCACACCGCGGGAUCAUGACAAAGGAGGCCCUCAUGGAAGACCUGGUGAAGCGCUCAGCCGAUGGGGCAUCGGGGGGAUUGGCAUCCGAUCAGGGUGGCGGGGGGAUUCCGAUAUGGAAGGAGGUGGUUGGUGGAGAUAAUCUAGGCGUGUUUUCCGGAACCGUCAUGUUUAUCCUGUUGGCGACUGGAUUGGUCGGCAGCAUCCUUUGUUUGAUCUGCGCAUUUUGUUGCGCAAAGCAUGGCCAUUCCCAAAAGAAGAAGAAGCAUCUCUUUGGAGUGAAGAAAACCAACUACUUUAGGGACAAGAUGAUGUCAAAACCCGUACGGAACCCACCUCCAGUGAUCAAUCCGGACAAAGGUUCGCACUAUUUGAAGAAGAGUCCCAGUCCAACGGGAGCAAAAUCCCCUCCGGGUGGAAGUUCCCACAAAACCGCGGAAGAUUAUUCUCAACGCAAGGCAGUUUUGACAUCCAAUCCUCCAUAUCAGGGACCGGCGGCUCCCCAGAUAAAGGCCAGUGCUCCGCAGUCCCAACUCACUACCCAAACGGUGUACCACGAGGCCAACGAAAGCCAUGCCUCGGAGGCCGGAGGAUCCUCCUUGAGACGAGCCUCCUCGGGCUUGGAUCUGGAUCAGAUGCCCUUGGGCGCCUCGUUAGAGACUGCUUUGGGCACAUUACAUUGCACCGUGAAGUAUUGCUUCGAUAAGAACGCACUGAUCGUCACCAUCAACAAAUGUCAGAACCUACCAGCCAAGGACAUGGCCGCCAAGAGCAGCGACCCCUACGUGAAGCUCCAAUUGUUGCCGGAGAAGCAGCACAAAGUUAAGACCAGGGUAAUGCGAAGAACACUCAACCCAUGUUACGACGAGGACUUCACUUUCUAUGGAAUAAGCUUCAAUCAAGUUCCGAGUUUAACUCUGCACUUCGUGGUUCUGAGUUUCGAUCGAUACUCUCGCGAUGAUGUCAUUGGAGAAGUCAUGGUCGACCUCGGGGAUUUGGACCUCAGUUCCAGUGACCAUCAGCCAAUUGCGGUGGCCAAGGAGAUCACACCAAGAAGCUUUAAGUUGAAGACCCAAGGGCGAGGUGAGAUUCUUGUCUCACUCUGCUACCAACCGGCCGCUAAUAGGAUCACUGCAGUGGUCUUGAAGGCCCGAAACUUGCCGAAGAUGGAUAUAACGGGGCUAUCAGAUCCUUAUGUAAAGAUCUACUUGUUGUACAAUAACCAGAGGAUCGCCAAGAAGAAGACCCAUGUCAAGAAACGGACUUUGAAUCCAGUCUUCAACGAGUCUUUCGUCUUUGAUCUUCCACAUUUGGAUGAUCAUGGCUUGAAGAACAUCAGCUUGGAAUUCCUUCUCCUGGAUUGGGAUCGGGUGACCAAGAAUGAGGUAAUUGGUCGAUUGGAUCUUGGAGGUCCCAAUUGUGCUGGAACAGCCCUCCAACAUUGGAACGAAGUGGUGACCUCGCCUCGUCGUCAGAUUGCGGAAUGGCACAAACUUCAAGAAUAACAUGGCCCUUCGUUUCGUAGGCGAAAAACAUGCCCCUAACCUGCUCGGAAGAAACUCAAGGCGGAACCUUGGGCUUGAAGAGGAAAUUGCGUUUGAUCAACAUGAAGACUUGAACACCCAAAUCUUUAAAAUCCACAAACACCCACCCACUCUAUUCACCCUGUCACUUUCUCCAAAAAGCCACCUAGCCCGCUAUAAGCCCCUUAAGAUUAUAAUCAUUAUAGAGAUAUACGUACAUAUUUUCGUUGUUGUUGAUUCACGAAAGCACCUGAAAAUCGCCACGCCUCCAGUUCAUCCCAAAUCAUCACCAUCACUUUUGAUUUCCCGACUUUGUUGACAUUUUAGCCCCGCUCAAAUUUGAUCAGUGUUGCCAGAUUUCUGUACACAAUUUGCGAAGCAGUACCUUCCGAAUACUCAACCCUAAACCCAACAAACCAAACUGUGUCAAUGUUAGAAAUGAUGUAGCGAGAAUUGUCAAUUCGAUCCUAGUUACAGGAGAUUCCUAAAUUCGAUGAUUGCUAUAUUUUUACCAAUAAACCAAUUGGCCAAUCUCA
This is a messenger RNA of Tigriopus californicus, 2242 nucleotides long. It is a transcript of the gene Syt4, whose product is annotated as synaptotagmin-11-like. The coding region runs from base 201 to 1688 and encodes 495 amino acids. Gene Ontology annotation, biological process: regulation of calcium ion-dependent exocytosis; calcium-ion regulated exocytosis; regulation of dopamine secretion. The transcript is spliced from 9 exons. The record is from RefSeq and is a predicted model, not a curated record. Lineage: Eukaryota; Metazoa; Arthropoda; Copepoda; Harpacticoida; Harpacticidae. Gene Ontology annotation, molecular function: phosphatidylserine binding; SNARE binding; calcium-dependent phospholipid binding. Gene Ontology annotation, cellular component: axon; synapse; membrane.